This is a messenger RNA of Colletotrichum navitas, 638 nucleotides long. RefSeq lists its product as uncharacterized. The transcript has a single exon. The coding region runs from base 97 to 585 and encodes 162 amino acids. The record is from RefSeq and is a predicted model, not a curated record. Lineage: Eukaryota; Fungi; Ascomycota; Sordariomycetes; Glomerellales; Glomerellaceae.
GUCCGCCUCACAACUUACUUUACUUGCCCUGGGACUCGCUGGGUUUUGGAUAGUGCGUCCAGUUUGGCCGGCAUGUCCUGUUGAGAGCGCAGGGACAUGCUGACUCAAUCGUCAAGUGGUCGACAGGCAUUACGCAUGCUACUGUGCGUAUUCGACCGUGGUAAACCAGUUUCUCGAGAUGGAAAAACGGGGGAAAGGGCGCGCGCCAUUGAGCAGUCUGGUGGUUUUCUCAUCGCGGCGUCCGAUAAGGGAGCGGUCGGGAGCGCGCCACCUCCAAUCGCUGGGCCAUUGUCCCCGCGGGCUGCCGGUAGCUCUUUCCGUCCGGGUCCAGACCUCGUUAACCCUGUACCGCUCGGUUCGGACAAAUAUCCCCAAGCACCGCCGACGACAGCUCGUCACUUCUCAAUCUCACCCUUCCUCAACGCAGUGAUGCCCGUUUCUUCCUAUCUACCGGCCUUUCACCGCCAGGUCGUCUACAGCUCAACAGGCAGGGCUGUCGUAAGCGAACCCUGCAUGCGAAUUGUGAGAUGCCACCGCUUCACCGACGCUCAUCUCCACACUUGGACGCCAAGCCCGCUGUGGUAACACCAUCCACAUACGGUAGAUAACCAGCAACACAAGGUAUUCAUAAGGGAACA